Messenger RNA from Oppiella nova, 533 nucleotides. The record is from the annotation of a GenBank genome assembly. Lineage: Eukaryota; Metazoa; Arthropoda; Arachnida; Sarcoptiformes; Oppiidae.
AUGUUGCCAUUGGUAGCCGAGUGUCGAAACCGAUUGAUAGAUAAUUUGGACAAACUAUCAAAAACUGGAAAACCUAUAGAUAUGGUAAGCCUGAUGGGCACCUACACCAUGGAAGUGAUCUGUAACGUGGCAUUUGGUGUCAAUGUUGACGCCCUGUCCGCCGAUACUAACCCACUCAUCAUAACUGCCCGGAAAAUAUUAGCCCCGAAAGGAUUUAAUGUCCGCAUAUGGUUGGCUAUAUUUUUCCCAAAAAUAAAAAGAGGAGAUUUUUUGCAACAAAUGUUGGACUUAACGGGAGAUAAGGAUAAGCCUUUGGAUACGAGCCCUGACUAUAAGAGUGAGAAGUAUAGGGAAAUACAAGCACCGGAAGGGCCCUUACAAUGGAUGAGCUGAUGGCUCAGUGUAUACUGUUUUUUAUAGCCGGGUAUCAGACAACAACAUCAGCUUUGUCAUUUUGUCUCUAUAAUAUUGCUAAACAUCCGGUGGUUCAAGGGAAAUUGUACCAGGAGUGCAAAAAGUAUUGCGAUCAAUUU